Molecule: messenger RNA, 579 nt
Organism: Parastagonospora nodorum SN15
Lineage: Eukaryota; Fungi; Ascomycota; Dothideomycetes; Pleosporales; Phaeosphaeriaceae
Exons: 2
Coding region: 1-579 (192 amino acids)
Source: RefSeq, a predicted model, not a curated record
AUGGCACUAGCAUUUAGUGCGGACGAGAAUAGCCUGGAAGGAUAUCAGGUCGAUGCAAAUAUGGUGACGCAAGAAGACAGAGAGAACUAUUAUAAACCCCAGGAUCUACUCGACCCUGGCUCAGGAUCUGUCGCCUCGACACGAGAUCGACAAUCGGACCUUCCGUGUGGCGAUCGCAGGGAUUGCCUCGUCCGUUCGACACACAUUGCGCGCACAUCUUCCAUUCGCCUAGCCGGAACGUCCGACAUGCAGCCCGUGUCGUUGAAUGGACGGCGACAUCCGUCUGACAAGACACCUUCCGAGUCGAAAAAAACGUGGCAGUCAAUCAGCAUGCGCUGCAGUUACCUUAUUCGUAUUAGUCGGCUGAACGCGCCACAUGCCAGAGACGCUCCGAAGCCAUGGCAUGGAACACCAGCUCCCGGUCUACUCAGCUUCGCCGGUAAGGCCAAUCUCGUCCUGGCCAAUGUCUGUACGCGAUUGGCUCUCUCCACUUUCCGCGCGUACCCAACGCGCCACCGGCAUGCAUGGUGUUUCCUGCCGCCUUUCCCCUUGCCUCAUCAAUCUGGGAGACUAGUGUGA